This is a messenger RNA of Gadus chalcogrammus (walleye pollock), 5918 nucleotides long. RefSeq names its product calmin a (gene clmna). Gene Ontology annotation, molecular function: actin filament binding. The transcript is spliced from 13 exons. The record is from RefSeq and is a predicted model, not a curated record. Gene Ontology annotation, cellular component: meiotic nuclear membrane microtubule tethering complex; cytoplasm; nuclear outer membrane. Gene Ontology annotation, biological process: nuclear migration. NCBI's taxonomy places the organism in Eukaryota, Metazoa, Chordata, Actinopteri, Gadiformes, Gadidae. Bases 361 to 3744 code for a protein of 1127 amino acids.
GAAACUCAACGAUAACAAUGCACGGAGCAGAGUCAUCCCGGCGGGAGGGUAUUCGGCCUGGGUCUUCUUGAACCUCCCCCCUCUACCCCCCAACUCUUUUACCACACACACACACACACACACACACACACACACACACACACACACACACACACACACACACACACACACACACACACACACACACACACACACACACACACACACACACACACACAUGGCUUCCAUUCGGCUUCCCGCACAAUAGAGUCGGAGCGGCUCUGGAGUUCACUACUCCACCACCUAGCCUUCUUCCUACCGGGAUACUAUUUUGCAUCGCUUUGGUCUUCUUGCCACUUGCAACUUGUCCCGUGGGAACAGAUGGCGGGGCACGAGUGGGAAGACUGGUUCGAACGCGAGGAAUUCAUCGGGCAAAUCAGCGACAUCCGAGUGCAGAAUCUACAAGUGGAGAGAGAGGUGGUGCAGAAGCGGACCUUCACCCGAUGGAUGAACCUCCACUUGGAAAAGUGUGACCCUCCCACCGAGGUCCAGGACCUGUUCCGGGACAUCCAAGAUGGCCGUGUUCUCAUGGCCCUGCUGGAGGAGCUGUCUGGCUGCCAGUUGCUUCACGGCUUCAAGAAGUCCUCCCACCGUAUUUUCAGACUCAACAACAUUGCUAAGGUCCUCACCUUCCUAGAAGAGAGAAACGUCAAGCUGGUUAGCAUUGACGCGUCCGACAUCGCUGACGGGAACUCCUCAAUCAUCCUGGGCCUAAUCUGGAACAUCAUCCUCUUCUUCCAGAUCAAGGAGCUGACGGGGAACAUCCGAAGCCAGUUCCCCUCCACCUCCAGCCUGUCGUCCAUCCCCACCAGCUCCGACUCGGACACCUCCCACUCCAGCACCCCCUCCGAGGAGCGCCGGGGGCCCCCCCCCGGCCCCGGGCGCGCGGGCCCCGGCCGGGCCAUCAAGAAGCUGCUGCAGUGGGUGCAGAAACGCACGCGCAAGUAUGGUGUCGCGGUGCACGACUUUGGGAAGAGCUGGACCAGUGGCCUGGCCUUCCUGGCCGUCAUCAAGUCCAUCGACCCCAGUCUGGUGGACAUGCGGCGGGCCCUGCUGCGGACCCCCCGCGAGAACCUGGAGGAGGCCUUCAGGACGGCCCACUACACCCUGGGCAUCCCACGCCUCCUGGAGCCAGAAGAUGUCAUCGUCACUCGUCCAGAAGAGCAGUGCAUCAUGACAUAUGUGUCCCAGUUUCUGGAACACUUUCCCGGCAUGGAGGAGCCGGAGCAGCCCAGCCUGGUGAUCGAGCGCAGCGUGUCCAUGGGCCGCCUCGAAACGCGCGACCUCGACGCCGACCACCAGAUAAAGAACAGCCUGGACCGCAGCCGCCUGAAGAGGCGGGCCCACACCGUCGACCAGGACCGCCCGCCGCACCCGGCGCCCCGGAUCUUCCUGUCCUCCGUGUCGGAAGACCGGGGCGUGGUGGUGUCGCUCGCCCACACGCCGGCCCGCGCCGGAGCGCGCUCAUGGGCCAGCGAGGACUCCCUGCUGGACCCGGGCCCGGCGGCCAGCGGCGCCGCGGACCCCCGGGACCCUCGGGACCCUCGGGACCCGGAGGUGACGGAGGUGUUCACCGUCUCCACCUCGCGCUCCCCGGCGCCGUCCUACCUCCACUCGCCCGUCGACUCCUCCUCCGCCGUCGGCGACUCCGCCAUCGGCUCGCCCAACUCGUGGCAUGAGGAGGGCGACUGGGGGGCCGGGAGCCCGAGCGACGGCUCGCUGUGCGACAGCGGCACCGCCUGGGACGUCGGGGCCACCCCCGACCCAGAGGACCCUCCAGCGGACGAGGGCCCCGUGCCUUUCCCAGCAGACAACACACCGGAUGAGGCGCUGACCCCCGAGCUGUUUGUGGAUGAAGGUGUGGGCUCCUUGUGUUCCAUGGAGAGCUCCAAGGAGAGACAAGCACAGCUGGCUGUAGAACAAGGGGAGGGGCAGGAGACAGGCCAGGCCGACUUUGACAUUAACGAGAGCCAUUGGGCGGCCGUGCAUGUGCCUGAAGAGAACACGGAUGAGUACAAAGCAGAGCGGGAGCAUGAAGGAAUGAAUAGCAGUCCUCUUGGGUUGGGCCCAGACUUGCUGGAGGAGCCUCCUUCUCUGACACUCUGCAACGGAACAGAGAAGGUGAUCUCAGAGAAAGGUACCUCGUCAGCACCCGUGGGGGCGGACCUGUCACAGCCAGAGCUCAACACAAACUCGUUAACCUCCGACCCUUUCUUAGAAAUCAAAGAGCACGACAGUGUUGAGGCAGGUGGUCAGGAAGACAUUGAAUGUACAAAGAAAGCUAUAGACCUCAGUGGAGAAGCAGGAGUUAUUGAAGAACAGAAUCCUACUGAGACAGCACAUGUAAGCAGAGAAAGCAGCUUGGACGAGCCGGAAACGAAAGGGGCAUGUCAGAGUAAAUCUUCACCUCUUGAGGACAGACAGAAAAUGGAAACCAUGGAGGAAACAGACAAUGAUGAAGUCCAGAAUUCACAAACACAAGACGGGACAAAUGAAGGAGGGUUCAAUGGCCACGCAACCCUGAAAGAAAACACAGAAGUUCUUGAAACCCAUGAAUGUUCGCAUCCAGAACAAAUGGCAUGGCUACUGGACGAUGUGAUCCAACAAAAUUUAUUGUGCUCAUCCGAGUGUGGAAUCAUAGCGAAGGUAGAACUAGUUGAUGUCAAAGAGGAGCCUGUGUCUCCUUGUGACUUGUACUUUGACCUAACCUCGACGGUUAAGGCAGAGGUGGAUUUAGCUGCUGAAGCCAGGGAAAUGAACCUGUUUCUCAACGGCGGCGAUUCAACAGAUCCACACAACGGUUGCCAGGAAACCUCGAACCCUGCAUCCGUACACUUGGUAGAGGCGGCACAAGACGGAGACGGUCAAGACGGGGCCGAUUCCAGGGACCCUGGUGCCUCUGCCCAGGGGCCGACCACGAAUGAGCCCUCCGUGAAACACACCACGGUGGACUCGUUUUACGACAACACGGACAACGGUUCCCGUUCAGAAGAGCGGUUUGGGAAGGAUCUGGAGCCCAUGGAUCUGUUCUACCCAGACAAAGAGGACGCCAUGUUGGCCGAGCCCGCCGAGAGGGAGACAGAGUUCCUGCCCUCGGUCUUCGGGGUGUUCGCUCUCCAGCCGGCGCCGGUUUCAGACCCUCUGCUGACAGAUAUCGACCACACAUGGGAGGAGAAAGACGAGGCACUCGACGAAGACAUCGACGCAGGCAGUGGAGGGAAAAUGUCAAUAGAAAAGACGGACGAGGGGGUGGACAACGACUUGGAAUGCAGGCAGCUCCCAGGCUCCGCCUCCAAGUCACCUGCUGUGGUGAUUGGAGGAACGGGGCCACGAGGGCAGGUGGGACCCAGGGAGGACAGACUCCUCAGCGGGGACGAUGAUGAAGGGAGAGCGCACAGCGUCGCCAAGGGAAACACUGAGCCCAUGAGCAGUAAUGAAGAACAUUCUAGACAGCCCGGUGAUGACCUCAUACCUACCGUUCUCCGCCACCGAAAGGCCACCGGUGCCCUCAACUCCUUGGACAAGCAGAUGAUAGUGCCGAUCAUCAAAAUAAAUUCCAACAACGCUGACCUUGGGGAGGGCUCCUUGCCGGACCGAGAGCUGUACCUGCUGCUGCUGCUGUGGUUGCUGCUCUACUGCCUCUGGCUGCUCCCACAGAUGGAGCUCCGCGCACUGCCUGGUCUCCUGUUCAACCUGGAUCAUUAAAUACACACACACACACACACACACACGCACACGCACACGCACAGACACACACACACACACACACACACACACACACACACACACACACACACACACACACACACACACACACACACACACACACACACACACACACACACACACACACACACACACACACAGGCCCGUCAAUAGAACGUAGGGAUGCACUGAUGAGACAGGAUCUCUAUUGGAUUCUGUCAUUUGCGGGGGACACAGAAGGUAGAGGGUGUUAUUAAGGGUGUUGUAUUAUGAAAUCUAAAUUAUUGUUAUGGACAGUCACCUAGCAGGCUGGUAGAGACAUAUCACAUACUAUUCCCCGGCCAAAGGUACUCCCAUGUUAGUACUAUUUUAGAAAAGUACAUUCAUUUCCUGUUUGUUUCAUUUAUCAAAAUAGUCAUACGGUUCUUUCACACUGCCCCGACAAACACCACCACUCAACUAUAGGGUGUCAGUUAAAGAUGGUCAAUUCUGAUUUGAAAUGUACAGUAAGAGAAAUAAAGUAACGCCUCAUUGGACUACAAUCAGUGGCCCGGUUUGUCUGUUUGCGGACAUAUGACAUUAUAUGUCUAUACAUUUAUAUCAAAUCACUAAACUGAAACAACAAAACAUAUUAACUGUCGUGAGCCUUUUUUGCUCUCAGUGCAUCCCUGGUUGUAUAUUUUGGUCCACAAGAAAAACAUUGACACAAACAAAUACAUUAGCAUACAUCACACAAUAUAGUAAGAUAUUGUACAUUCAUGAAAACACUGGACGUUACCACCGACCCCAUGCACACAUAGGAAUCAAUCUACAGACCUUUAUAACCACAGAAGCACAUAAAGACACCAUGUUAGAUCCGGUCCACCAGGUCUUUUACAUUCUUGUUUGUCUCGGGGGGGAAAUUAAGGCAUUUAGAAAUGUUCAAAUUCUAACUAUAACUUUGAUGUUUUGUUUGUUUUGGCUUUUGGCAUUUGAUGUGGCUUGAUCCUGUUUUAAAGAUGCUAUUGUAACUUUAUUUACUGAAAACAGGAGAGCUAUUUGUUGCUGAGGGAAAGAGACUGGAAGAGAUGGAUGGAUGGCUAGAGGGAGAGAGGUAGAGAAGAUUAACGAAAUGUACAGCACAAAACUAUUUACUAGCAUAUAAAUCCACAAAUAAUGUUUUAUUGAAGCCCAUUUUACAUUAUGUCAUGGAAAAUGGCAUUUGUCAGGAACAACAAAAAAAUGACAACGAGCAUUACUUAACAAAUUUGAAUAUCGGAUUUUGACACUGCCUUAGAGCAACUAACUACUACUACAUAUACUAUUUUUUUUAAGAUAACUAAGUGACCUGGAUGAGGGGCGAACUAUGAAGUCUGUUGCACUUUGAAACACAGUACAUUUACUGCCAAAGAUCCAGUUUUAGAAAGACUAACCAUUCGAAUAGAAAACUGGUUAUUCUUUUAUUUACCUUUUUCUCAACACUUAAACUUACAAAUUGUACGCCAUCUUGUUAUAAUACUUGCCGCCAGCUCUCUAUUGUAUAUUAGUUAAAUAAGCUAAAUAAAUAUUUGUAUUAUUGUAUGGAUUGCUAUAUGGGUUGUUCCUAUAUCAAGGGGGGUAUUCAAGGAUUUAAUUACAGAAUUACUUUGUCCAAGCUUGCCUAUAGUUAGUUAAUGCUUAACACAUGUUCUUGAGGGACAUUCAUUUUGACUGAAGCUGUAUGAAAUGUCAUUUUAAAAUCCACUUAAUUUGGUCAUUCUUGUUUACCGUCCAUGUCUAUCCAAGCAAAAACAAAAGUGUUCCCACAAAUGAUACAAGAAUGACUUAAAUAUACUGUUUAUUAGGAAUGCUAAUCAUGUCUCCUCGAAGGGGGGGGUGCAAAAAAAGCCAUGCAUACAAAUUAUGUACAAAAUAGGUCGCCUUCAUUUGUGUGUGUGUGUGUGUGUGUGUGUGUGUGUGUGUGUGUGUGUGUGUGUGUGUGUGUGUGUGUGUGUGUGUGUGUGUGUGUGUGUGUUGUUUAUGCCCGUGGGACACAAUCUCCCCUAUCUGACUUUGAAAAGGACUGACCUAGUAAUGUGUGCCCUGCAAAUGGUCUUCGGUUUUGUAUUGGAACCUCAUUCUGUUAUACUGUAAUUGUUCAAAAAGCACCAGUCAAGUGCAAUAAAUUAUGUUUUCACCUUUUGUCUGUGGUUAUU